Messenger RNA from Gamsiella multidivaricata, 1996 nucleotides. Its product is annotated as major facilitator superfamily domain-containing protein. The record is from RefSeq and is a predicted model, not a curated record. Gene Ontology annotation, cellular component: membrane. NCBI's taxonomy places the organism in Eukaryota, Fungi, Mortierellomycota, Mortierellomycetes, Mortierellales, Mortierellaceae. Gene Ontology annotation, biological process: transmembrane transport. Bases 229 to 1854 code for a protein of 541 amino acids. The transcript is spliced from 4 exons. Gene Ontology annotation, molecular function: transmembrane transporter activity.
UUAUCAGAGUGUUGUUUGGAGAUAUCUUAUUGGCCAAUUGCGCGCCAUCUUCUUUCCGAAUAAGGCAACCAUGUUGCCACUGAAACGCUUGCCUUCUCGUCAUGGAGGGAUGCCAAGCGCUGUCGUUCGACCCUACAUUCCAUUCGCGCUUAACCCUUCUCUCAUCCUCGUCUACUUGGCUACCUCCUACGCAUCUCUUUUCCCUUUCUCCUUCUGCGUCCCAACUUCAUGUCGACUAUCGAUGAACCCUUGGUCUCAGAGACUAGUGCCCUGCUCGAGGGCACGGCCGUAACAAAAGCACCUCAGGAGCAACAGCGGCUUCCGAGGUGGUACUGGCCAUGGCCGCCACGGUACUGGGCUACCAUCCCAGUCAUCUUCCUAGCAGGUCUUACUAUGGGCCCCCUCGUACCACUUACACCCCCAUUCCUCAAGUAUCUGUUCUGUGAACGAGGCAUCCCCACAUUGUUCCCAAUCCACAAUAACAGCACCUUUGGUGAUCUGCCGACCAACGACGAUGGUCAUUGUGACUCUGCGGAGUACAGUAUUGCAAUUGCAAAGUUCGCAGGCAUCAACGCCUCAGCAGCAGCCGUUCUUAUUACGUUGACGGUCCGUUUCUGGUCUGGACUGGGUGAUCGCAUCGGGCGCAAGCGAGCCAUGCAAAUCUGGGCUGUUGGCACUGCCACCGCGCAACUCUUCCCAUUGAUGGUCUACUAUCACAAAGGCAUCAGUCUUUACUUCAUAUGGAUCGGCGGUCUCGUCGAGGGUUCAGUAGGCUCGGUUCUUUCACUCAUUGCCAUCACACAUGCAUAUGCAGCGGAUGUCACCGACCCCGAAGAACGCACCGUGGUGUUUGGGCGAAUCAUUGGGAGCUACUAUACUGGUAUCGGCCUAGGAAGUGUCCUCGGAGGAUUGGUUGCCAAGCAGUUUGGCCUAAUUGCGGCCUUUUGGAUGCUUCCAAUUCUCGCGUUCUUGAACAUCUUCUACAUCUCCAUCAUCCCUGAGUCCCUGUCCGUGGCCACGCUUGCCGAAAACAACAGCCAGUAUAAAAGCCUGAGGAACUCGCAGAGUCAAUCCACUCUUGCUGUCCCAGUCGACCGUGCAAAUGAAGAGUCGAGCUCACAGAGUUCAGGGCAGCCGCGUCCUGUGGCCAAAAACAACAGAGUACCUUAUUCGGACCAGGUCAAGGCCUUCAUCAGAGGACUCGUGCCUGAGCAACUCCCAGGCGGAUUGGCAGGAAAAUACAGCGCGUUGAUGCUGAUGUUCAUUGCUUUCUUGGUUCUUAUGGCCGUUAUGGGUGCGUCGGUUCAUAUAUCUAUAUUUUUACUGUAUCGCUUCCACUGGUCUGAGGCCAAGAUCAGCUAUGUCACCGCAAUCCAAGGGUUAAGCCGCCUACUUUCCAUGACCCUCCUCUUGCCGCUCGUGAAGAGACUCGCGCCCCAGGACGUCCUUGCAGACCCCGUAGCCAGCAUCCACUUUGACCUCAAACUCGUGAUCGUGGGCGUGCUGAUUGAGGCUAUGACCAUGUUCCUAUACGGCGCCACGCCUGUGGGCGAAGGGUUCUUUCUCGGAGGAGCCACGAGCUCGAUCGGAGCCUUUUUCUUCCCGGCAAUCCGUGGCAUCCUCUCACAGUCUGUCGCACCAGAGCUACUUGGACAGACGCUGGGAACUUUGGCGACGUUCGAGUCCUUGGCAGUCGUGGUGGGGCCAACGCUGUUCGCGUGGAUUUACGGUGCUACAUUAGAGACUCAUCCGUCAACUGUGUUUUAUGUAGCUGGAGUCUUGACGCUCUUGGGAGCUGUGUUGGCGCUUCCAGUGUUCAUUAAGCAUACCCGGGCGAUGCACCGUCGGCUUUAGAAAAAAAAAAUGCAGUAGAUGUUAUGGAGCGCGUUUUCGCGUUUGUAAAAGAUAUUUCCUUUAGAUCCGGAGUUUUUAAAUAUCCCCCUCCCUUCCCAAUAAAAGUUGUCGACAUUGUGCUCGUUCAAUGCAAAAAACGAGC